This is a messenger RNA of Racocetra fulgida, 157 nucleotides long. The record is from the annotation of a GenBank genome assembly. Lineage: Eukaryota; Fungi; Glomeromycota; Glomeromycetes; Diversisporales; Gigasporaceae.
UAUUAAAAAGGAAAUAGGAGAUCAAGCAUCCGAAUUUGAAAGCAUUGAGCCAGAAACAAGAGAUCUAGCAUCCAAAUUGAAAAGCAUUAAAACAGAAAUGGGAGAUCAAGCAUCCAAAUUGGAAAGCGUUAAAACAGAAAUAAGGAUCAAACAUUAG